UUUACAAAUAUUGUCCUAUGCUUUUGUUUAUGUCAAUGAAGGACAUGGUACCAGCACUCUGCUUUUUGAGGGCCAGGUUGACCACCUCAUCCCCUGCACCUCCCAAGUGCUUGUACAGAGUGACUUGUUCAAGAUGGCUGGGAGGAUGAUUGGACACUCCUUUCUACAUGGUGGUCCUCCAUUGACAGGUAUAAACCCAGCAGUCCUGCAUGUGCUGCUCGGUGGCUCCCCUGAGACAGCAACCCUAGUGUUGGAAGAUGUGGCAGACAUUGACAUCCGGGAAACAAUUCAGCUGCUUUCUCUAGCUGAUUGCUCCAAGAAGGCAAAUGGUGAGAGAGGAGACAAUGAGCUGACGGAGCAUCAGAGGGGAGCUGUCAAUGAUUUGGCAUUAUCUUGGGACCUUCCUGUAUUGACAGAAACCAACCAAGCUUGGCUCCUACAAAGUCUCCUUCUGCAUGCGGUGCUCAGGCGAACAUCACAACAAAUUAAACAGUUGAAGAAGGGACUGCAAGAGUCAAUGUUGUGGCCACUGUUGGAAGCCAGACCAGAUGUGAUGGUUCUAAACAACAUCAUCUGGCCUGGAGAAGGGGAUAAUGAAGAUGACGAUGGAUGUCCUGUUGCCAUCAAAUGCAGAAUUGCUGGCAACUUGCGGCAAUUUGUGGAGACAGUGACUGAAGACAAGCGGAAGCAGUUGGUGAAAUUCUGGGUGGGCUGGGAGCUGCCAAUGCCGGACAUGCAAAUGGAGCCUGGCAAUGCAUGUCACCGGUAA
Trematomus bernacchii (emerald rockcod) is the source of this 769-nucleotide messenger RNA. RefSeq lists its product as uncharacterized. Bases 134 to 769 code for a protein of 211 amino acids. The transcript has 6 exons. Gene Ontology annotation, molecular function: ubiquitin-protein transferase activity. The record is from RefSeq and is a predicted model, not a curated record. Lineage: Eukaryota; Metazoa; Chordata; Actinopteri; Perciformes; Nototheniidae.